AAUACGCAAAGGUUGGCAGCAGUGCUGCUGUUUUGGUCUGGUGAAGUGAAUAAGCAGAAUUUUAGUCUCCCACAAAAAUGGGACAAAAUCAAUCUGGAUCUGGUGGAGGAGGUGAUAAGAAGGAUGACAAGGAUAAGAAGAAGAAGUACGAGCCCCCAAUUCCCACGCGCGUGGGCAAGAAGAAGCGCAAGGCAAAGGGUCCGGAUGCGGCCAUGAAGCUGCCUCAAGUGACUCCCCACACGCGCUGUCGCCUGAAACUGCUGAAGCUGGAGCGGAUAAAGGACUACCUGCUAAUGGAGGAGGAGUUCAUUCGCAACCAGGAGCGCCUGAAGCCGCAGGAUGAGAAGAAUGAGGAGGAGCGCUCGAAAGUGGAUGAUCUGAGAGGCACACCAAUGUCUGUGGGCACACUGGAGGAGAUCAUCGAUGAUAACCACGCUAUUGUGUCCACCUCGGUGGGCAGCGAACACUAUGUGAGCAUUCUGUCGUUCGUGGACAAGGAUCAGCUGGAGCCGGGCUGUUCGGUGCUGCUGAACCACAAAGUUCACGCUGUCGUGGGCGUGCUGAGCGACGAUACGGAUCCCAUGGUGACGGUAAUGAAGCUGGAGAAGGCGCCACAGGAGACGUACGCGGACAUCGGUGGUCUGGACACGCAGAUCCAGGAGAUCAAGGAGUCUGUCGAGCUUCCCCUCACUCAUCCUGAGUACUACGAAGAGAUGGGCAUUAAGCCGCCGAAAGGAGUGAUCCUGUACGGCCCUCCGGGCACAGGCAAGACUCUGCUGGCGAAGGCGGUGGCCAACCAGACGUCCGCCACGUUCUUGCGCGUCGUGGGAUCGGAGCUCAUUCAGAAGUACCUCGGCGAUGGUCCGAAGCUGGUCAGGGAGCUCUUCCGUGUGGCUGAGGAGCACGCGCCGUCGAUUGUCUUCAUCGAUGAGAUCGACGCUGUGGGCACGAAGCGAUAUGACAGCAAUUCCGGUGGCGAGAGAGAAAUCCAGAGAACCAUGCUGGAGCUCCUCAAUCAGCUGGACGGCUUCGAUUCGCGUGGCGAUGUGAAAGUCAUCAUGGCCACGAAUAGGAUUGAGACUCUGGAUCCUGCCCUCAUUCGUCCUGGUCGCAUUGAUAGGAAGAUUGAAUUCCCGCUGCCCGAUGAGAAGACGAAGAGGCGCAUCUUCAACAUUCACACCUCCCGAAUGACUCUGGCUGAGGAUGUCAAUCUCAACGAGCUGAUCAUGGCCAAGGAUGAUCUCUCUGGAGCUGACAUCAAGGCGAUCUGCACCGAGGCGGGUCUCAUGGCGCUGCGGGAGCGGCGAAUGAAGGUGACCAACGAGGAUUUCAAGAAGUCCAAGGAGAGCGUGCUGUACAGGAAGAAGGAAGGCACGCCUGAAGGACUCUAUCUCUAA
Phlebotomus argentipes is the source of this 1397-nucleotide messenger RNA. It is a transcript of the gene Rpt2, whose product is annotated as 26S proteasome regulatory subunit 4. The record is from RefSeq and is a predicted model, not a curated record. NCBI's taxonomy places the organism in Eukaryota, Metazoa, Arthropoda, Insecta, Diptera, Psychodidae. Gene Ontology annotation, molecular function: proteasome-activating activity; ATP hydrolysis activity; ATP binding. The coding region runs from base 78 to 1397 and encodes 439 amino acids. The transcript has 2 exons. Gene Ontology annotation, cellular component: proteasome regulatory particle, base subcomplex. Gene Ontology annotation, biological process: proteasome-mediated ubiquitin-dependent protein catabolic process.